This is a messenger RNA of Trifolium pratense (red clover), 2036 nucleotides long. RefSeq lists its product as uncharacterized. Lineage: Eukaryota; Viridiplantae; Streptophyta; Magnoliopsida; Fabales; Fabaceae. The record is from RefSeq and is a predicted model, not a curated record. The transcript has 4 exons. Bases 186 to 1706 code for a protein of 506 amino acids.
UCAAACUCAAAAGAGACAUAUAAAACCAAACAAUUCAAGUGUCAUCUCUUCACUAUAAUCACCUCUUACCCAAAUUGUGUUAACAACAAUACACACACAAAAACAGAACACUCUCACAAACCUACCUUAUUAAUAAUCAUAGUUACAAACCUUUGAUUAAUUAACCUUCAUUAUAUCAACUAAUAAUGGAGUUUUUCAAUAAAUCAAAGAUUAUUAAGCUACGAAGCCACCUAGACAAAUACUUAAUCAUCGACGACGACCACAUCGGAAAACAAAAACUCCGUCAAAGCCGAAACGGAAGUGUUAGAAGAGCUCAAUGGACAAUAGAACAAUUGGAAAACAAUCCUCAUCUAAUACGGUUAAAAAGCUACAACGGAAAAUACUUAACAGCAACAGAAACACCUUUUCCGUUAAUUUUAACGGCAAAAACGGUUAUUCUAACGGAAUUAGAAAACGGUUUAGACGGUAAAAAUGAGUGGGAACCAAUAAGAGACGGUUUUCAAGUGAAGUUAAGGAGUUACUGUGGGAAGUAUUUGAAAGGUAACGGCGGAGCGCCGCCGUGGAGAAACAGUGUAACGAUUGAUGAUUCUUUUGGUUCUGUGAAAAUGGAUUCUGUUUUAUGGGAUGUUGAAGAUGUGGUUGUUGAGGAAAUGAAUGAAGUGGUUUUUGAGAGGAUGUUAUCGUCUUUUACUUCUUCUGAUGAUGUUUCGUUUAAUUCUGAUGCGCCGUCGUCUCCGAUGUCGGUUUUUUCGUUGGGGUCGCCGCCGGAGAAAGUGAAUUCUCAGACAACAAAACCCAACAAGCUAAGAAGUGGAAUGGACUUCUUCCACAGAGCAAAAGCAGUACGUCUACGUAGUCACCAUGAUAAAUAUCUUCUAGCAGAAGAAGAUGAAGAAUCAGUAACACAAGACAAAAACGGUUCAUCAAAAAAUGCUAAAUGGUUUGUUGAAUAUGUUCCAAAUUAUGACAACGUUAUCCGUCUCAAAAGCUGUUAUGGUAAAUACCUUACUGCUACAGAUAACGCUUUUCUUCUAGGAAUGACCGGUAGAAAAGUUCUUCAAACACUUCCUAAAACACUUGAUUCUUCUGUUGAAUGGGAACCUAUUAGAGAUGGUGUUCGUGUUAAGCUCAAAACUAGAUAUGGGAAUUUUCUUAGAGGAAAUGGUGGGUUACCACCUUGGAGAAAUACUGUAACUCAUGAUAUUCCUCAUAGGACUGUUACUCAAGAUUGGAUUUUGUGGGAUGUUGAUGUUGUUGAGAUUCAUGUUGGUAGUAGACAUCAACAGCAACAACCUUCUGCUCCAUCUCUUCCAACAAAGAUUCAUAACCCUUCUCCUGCUGUAGUGGUUCCUAAUGUUUCUGCAGGAAGUUUUUCUAGGCAACAGUCGAAUGACGAUAUAUCACCUAAGAAGACGGAGGGGCGAAUUAUAUACUACCAUGUAGCUGAAGAUGAUGGAGAAGUGACUGAUGAAGGUAUGCAAGGAUAUUCUUUGGUUUUCAAAGGGAAUGGAGUUGAGGAAUUGAGAAAGAAGUUUGAGGAAGAGACAGGUUUAGAAGGAAUCAUUGUUUGUAGUCGGAGUCCUUUGAAUGGAAAACUUUAUCCUCUUCGGUUGCAGCUUCCUCCAAAUAAUGUCACCAUGCAAGUUGUUUUGGUUCUUCCCUUCUCAAAAGUGGCAAGAGAUUUGGAGGCACAAGGUUUUCUUUGAGAAUCCAGAUUUUGCAACACAUGGCCUUUGUACAUACUGAUUCAAGCUUGUGAGAGUUAUAAGUGAAAACAAAAUUUAGGAUUUGAGAAUGUGUUGUAAGUUGUAACUUAUAAGUUCCUCCUUGUACUAGUCCAUUGCAUUAUUCAACAGAUUACUAUGGAAGCAGGUUAAAAUUGUCAUUGAAAAAUGGAUUUUAAGUAUAACAGCAAUGUUCAAUGGUUUUGUAAUGUUCUAGGCUUAAGAUUGUUUCUCUAGGUGAUGCUAUGACAUGUUCAUAUAAGUUUUGUCAGAAUCAGAUAAAGAUUUUUUAAUUAUAAAUUUAUGAUAGUA